Messenger RNA from Funneliformis mosseae, 327 nucleotides. Lineage: Eukaryota; Fungi; Glomeromycota; Glomeromycetes; Glomerales; Glomeraceae. The record is from the annotation of a GenBank genome assembly.
AUGCCGAUCGGAUGUAAAGUAUGUAUUAAGGGCCCUCCAAUGUACACCUUUAUUGACAAAUUAGUUGAGAUUGUUCUCCCACGUAUGAAGGAAUGGCAUGGUGUGCCGAUGUCUUCUGGUGAUGGGGAUGGAAACAUUGCUAUGGGAUUUCCUGCAAGUGCAUUAUCUUUAUUUCCAGAUAUUGAAGGAAACUACGAUUCUUUUCCUUUGAUGACGGGGUUUGAUGUUAUUUUUAAUACUACUGCUUACACUGAUUAUGAAGCAAGAUCGUUAUUGAGUGGGUUCCAAAUUCCUUUUAACGAAAGAAAACGAAGAAAUAAAUUAUAA